Molecule: messenger RNA, 2877 nt
Organism: Magnusiomyces paraingens
Lineage: Eukaryota; Fungi; Ascomycota; Dipodascomycetes; Dipodascales; Dipodascaceae
Exons: 3
Coding region: 1-2877 (958 amino acids)
Biological process (GO): RNA processing
Cellular component (GO): ribonucleoprotein complex
Molecular function (GO): protein binding; RNA binding
Source: RefSeq, a predicted model, not a curated record
AUGGAUAUUGAUAUAAAUGACCAGGAUGUUCAAUUGGAAAGAGAUCAAUUGGAAAAAGAUCUUCUUGAUGUUCGAAAGUUAUCUUCCGAAGUUGAAUCUGAUCCAUAUUCUCAUCAAGCGUAUAUCGAUUUAAUCAAUAAAUUUAAAAGUAUGGGCCCAUUUAUGACUGAAGAGCUGCAAAAUGCGCGUUCUUCAAUGGCAGAAAAAGUUCUUCUUUCUCAAGAUGAAUGGAUUCAGUGGUUGAGUGACACAAACUUACCUGAAGAAGUACGAUUAGAGAUUUACAGAAAAGCUGUCUCUAUGUCACCAACCCCCAAGAUGUGGAGUGAAUACGCGUCUUUUUUGAUUUCAAAAUAUAAUGAAGACAACAACUCCUCGAACUAUUCGCGAGAUAAAAUUUCUCGUGUUUUAGAAAAAGGUUAUAACGUUGUAAAAUACGAUAUCCCUGAGAGCAAUAUUGUUUGGGAUCAGUAUCGAGAUUUCAUUGCAACAGAUUUGGAAAUACCACAAAAACGAGAUGCUACUAUUUCAAAAAUUAAGGAAAUGUACCUUCAACGCUUGGCUAUACCGCAUAAAUGUUUAUCUGAUACCUUUUCUGACUUUUCUUCAUUCAUCACCACUUAUGACAAUAAUAAUUACGAAAAAGAAUUAGUAUCGGCCAACAAAAUAUAUCAAAAUACCCUUAAGGCUUUAGAAUUAAGAACUCGUUGGGAGCAAUCAUUAUAUGAAGCGAGAUCUUUGGAUAAUUAUGCAUCUUAUAUUUACUGGGAAAUAACUCUACCCAAAAAACACCAGGAGCCACAUUUAGUUGGUGCUCUGUAUGAGAGGACCAUUCUAGACUAUCCUUAUGUCCCAGAGGUUUGGGACGAUUACUUGUUCUAUACAACAGAAAAACUUUAUACGGAUAAUCUUUUAAGCAAUAUAAUUGAUAGGUCUUUACUUGCAAACCCCUUUUCUGGAGUGUUGUGGGCUCAUAAGUUACGAUAUUUAACAGGAAAGAUUGUAAAUGAAGAAAUUUGUGAUCUGAAACAAACUUUUGACAACAUUUCUGUAUUCAAGGAACCAGAAAAAUAUAACGACUGGAAAUCAUUUAUGACAGAAUGGGUCACUCAUUUCACUAAAAAAUUUGGCCCUGUUUUGAAUGAUCCAAAUGAUAGUUCUUUAUUUGAAAAGGUUUUAGAAGGGUGUGAAGAUGCUAUUGAAAGAAUUAUGAGAGAUGGUAAAGAUGAUGCAAAUUUUGAUUUAGAGGUUAUGAUUUCCAAUUUUUUUACAAAAAUUCAAUAUGAUAAUUUUGUAUGGGAAAAACUUAAAAAGACUCGUGGUAAUUAUUCAGAAUAUUGGAUUCAAUGGGCUUCUUGUGUUAAUAAAUCAGAGGGUUAUGAGAAGAGCAAAGUGAGACUAAUUUUUGAAGAAGCUAUUAAUCGAAAAAAUCUUGACUGGCCUGAAAAGGUUUUUGAGGAAUAUGUAUUAUUUGAAAGAAACUAUGGUACCUGUCACUCAGUUCAAAAGGCAUUAGCCAAAACACGGAUUUUAAGUAAACUCCUUCAACAUCGCAGACAGCAAACUCAAGCAUCAAAAGAAGGAUAUAUUCAAUCCGAAAAAGUGGAUUCAGUUGAAAUAAUAUCUCAUAAGAGAGCGCAUGAAGAUAUUGAUGAUGUUGUCCUAGAUCAAAGCAAUUAUAAAAGCGAAGAUUCUGAAACUAAAUCUAAAAAAUCGAGCCACCAAAAUACAAGGGAUCGCGAAAAUAAUACAAUUGUUGUUUCUGGAUUCAGUAAAGCUACAACUGAAAAGGACCUCCAAAAAUUUUUUAAUGAGUGCGGUGAGAUCAUUUCAAUCAAUAUUGGUGAAAAUAAUGUUGGAAUUUUGGAAUUUGCUGAUCAUAUUAGUGCACUAUCAGCGCUUACAAAAGAUAUGAAGAAAAUUAAGGGUCAUGAGAUCAGUGUUCGGUCAGGAGAGGCAACAACACUUUAUGUCACCAAUUUCCCUCCAGAAUUUAACGAAAGUGAUAUCCAACAGCUAUUUGAACAGUAUGGUCAGAUUUUGUCUAUCCGAUUCCCUUCUUUAAAGUUUAAUACACACCGUCGAUUCUGUUACGUUCAGUUUAGUAGCGGAGAGAAUGCAAGAAAAGCUUCUGAGACAUUAAAUGGUGAACAAAUUGGUGAAUUGACAAUGCAAGUUCUAAUAUCUGAUCCGUCUAAAAAAACAAGCCGAAAAGGAGCUUUAUACGAAGAUCGAGAGGUUUUUAUUAAGGGGCUGGAUUUUAACUCUGUUGAUGAAAAAGAGCUCAGAUCUAUUCUUAGAAAGUAUGGAACUAUCGAUCGCAUUCGUUUGCCAUUGAAUAGAACAAAUGAGAAGCAGGGUAGACUUCACGAUGGAUAUGGGUUUGUUGUUUUUGGUAGCUCUUUAGAAGCAGAAGCCGUAAUCAAAUCACUUAAUGGAACGAAGUUAGGUUCACGAACCAUAUACGUGUCUCUUGCCAGUGAUAAAAAUACAGGUCCUAAAAAGUUGUCAAAAGUGGUUUUUGAUAAUGGAUUUGAAAAAGAAGAUAACAAUUAUGAUCGCAAUGAUAUAUUGGCAAGAACGCUUUCCAUAUCUAAUCUUUCUGACACUGUCAAUGAUUCGCAACUUAGAGUGAUUUUUGAAAAGUAUGGUCCCUUGAAGCAGAUUUUAUUGAGACCAGAUCUUAACAGCGCUAAGGUUGAGUAUGUCAAUGUUGCUGAUGCUGGGAAAGCUGAACUUGCACUUCAAGGUCAUUUGAUCUCUGGACAACCUAUAACUAUUAAUGCACCCAAUGUGCAGAAUGCCAAAAGUGCUGUUAGUGGAUUAGGACAUUUAUCUUUUAUCCCACGUGCCGCAAUGAGAAAUAAGCGGUUGUAA